Molecule: messenger RNA, 1989 nt
Organism: Eupeodes corollae
Lineage: Eukaryota; Metazoa; Arthropoda; Insecta; Diptera; Syrphidae
Gene: Mau2
Product: MAU2 chromatid cohesion factor homolog
Exons: 3
Coding region: 70-1917 (615 amino acids)
Biological process (GO): maintenance of mitotic sister chromatid cohesion; mitotic sister chromatid cohesion
Cellular component (GO): chromatin; SMC loading complex
Molecular function (GO): double-stranded DNA binding; protein binding
Source: RefSeq, a predicted model, not a curated record
AGUAGAGUAGUAUAGUUUUAAUAAUAACUAUGAGAUGUGAAACGCGGGUGCUAGUGUAAUUAUUUAAAAAUGGCUGCUGGUCAGGAUGCGUGUUAUAUUUCACUUCUUGGUUUAGCGGAGUACUUUCGCACCGCAAAUCCGCCAAAUGUUAAAAAAUGCAUUCAGUGUCUUCAAGCCUUAUUCACUUUUCAGCCACCUUCUAAAGUAGAGGCUCGAACUCAUUUGCAAAUGGGUCAAAUUCUUAUGGCAUACACCAAAAAUAUCGAAUUAGCCCGAAGUCAUUUAGAAAAGGCUUGGAAACUCUCGGAGAGCUUGAUGAACUUCGAUGAUGUUAAAUUUGAUACAGCAAGUUUGCUGGCCAAAUUAUACCUACAAAUGGAAUUGGGAUCAUUAGCCAAAGGAAUCCUACGUAAGGCUGUAGAGUUAUCGCAGAACAAUGUUUAUUGGCAUUGUAAGCUGCUACUACAGCUUUCUCAGAUUCACGCCACUGACAAAGAAUACAGUUUGGCAUCGGAGCUGUUAGCGGUUGGCGCCGAAUCCGCUGAGGAAGCAAAUGCCACUUACUUAAAAGUUCUUUUUCUUCUUAGCCGGGCCAUGAUAUUAAUGAUUGAACGGAAAACAAACGAUGUUCUGACGUUAUUAAAUCAAGCAGGAUCUAUUAUCGAUAAUAACAUUGUUAAUCCCCACCAAAAAGAAUACCUGAAGGUAUUUUUCUUAGUUUUACAGGUUUGUUAUUAUCUGGCGUUGGGUCAGGUGAAGACAGUGAAGCCGAGUUUAAAGCAAUUACAGAUGAGCAUUCAAACCAUCAUGGCACCCAAUUGGCCCUCCGAUGAUGCAAUAUUUGGUCAACAUCCACUUGAAAUGUUUGUUUGGAUACCAAAAGAGCAGCUGUAUGUAUUGGUUUAUCUAGUCACCGUCUCGCAUUCUAUGAUGGCUGGAUACAUGGACAAAGCCCAGAAAUAUACUGAGAAGGCUCUCACUCAAAUUGAGAAAUUGAAAUGCCAGGACGACAAACCGAUACUUUCAGUCUUCAAAAUUAUUCUUUUGGAACACAUUGUGAUGUGCCGCAUGGUGAUGGGUAAUCGUGAAUUAGCUAUCACUGAAAUCGCAGCAGCCAGGGAUGUUUGUCUUGCGACUUCAAAUUCAAAUCUUUUAAAACGCCAUUCAGCUCAGUUACAUUGCUUGCUUGGGCUAUACUCAAUGUCCACGAGCUUACUUGACUACGCCGAACGACAGUUUGUAGCGUGUGUAAAUGAAACUGCGGAGAGAGAUUUAAAGUUAUUCGCAAACUUGAAUUUAGCAAUAAUUUAUCUCAGGACAAAACGAGAUCAAGACUUGAAGCAAAUUCUGGAUUCAGUGUCCACUGAAAACACUCAUUCAUAUAGUUCCCAAGCUCUUAUGGGAGGAUUCUACUAUGUGCAAGGUCUUCAUGCGUUUCACAAAAGCAGUUUCCAUGAAGCUAAGCGCUUUCUUCGUGAAACUCUUAAAAUGGCAAAUGCUGAGGAUCUAAAUCGCCUUACAUCGUGUUCACUGGUGCUUCUCAGUCAUGUCUUCUUAAGUAUUGGAAAUUCUAAAGAAAGUAUGAACAUGGUAACUCCAGCAAUGCAAUUAGCUUCAAAAAUUCCCGAUAUUCAUGUCCAGUUAUGGGGAAGCGCUAUACUAAAAGACCUUCAUCGAAUGUCUAAAGAUAUGCAGCACGAAAAAGAAGCUUAUGCGAAUCAUGUCAAGUACUCAGAGAAUCUGAUUGCCGAUCAAAGGAAAAGCGUUACAAUGCCGCAACAUGCUCUUAUCAAUUGGUUUAGUGGGGAACCUAUUGUUACAUCAGAAUCUAAUACGAUAAGCUCAGGAAUUGUAGGACAAAUGAUGAUUGUUCCUCAACAUGCCACAACUCCAAAUCAAACAUACGAGCAGUUCUAGGCAGCUUACCUGGAUUGCAAAUACUUUAUAUAAUUGUAAUGUAUCUGUAAUAAAAAAAAGAACUAAAACAUC